AUGGCAGCUGCCAACGAGGACCUGAAGAAGAAAUACGACGCCGAGCGAGACAAGCGCCUCCGCCGCGAUAACCUCGCUCAGUUCAUCGACUUCUGGUCUCCCGAGCUGCAAGAUCUGGACAAGAACCCGUUCAUCGACUACGAUGCCAUCGCGGCCCAGGGGCUGCCCCCUCAGGCCCAGGACGGCAUCGAGCUGACGCUGCUCGUCAUCGGGGCCGCCCACACUGGAAUCCAUGCUGCUGCUCGCGCCAUCGAGGCUGGCAUUCCAAAGGAGAAGGUCCUCUGCGUCGACAACGACGGCGGGUUUGGCGGGACCUGCAUAGAUAAGAUCCGCGGUCAGGACGAGCGUGCUGCUGCCCACUAUGGAGUGACCGGCUUGUUCUCGACCGUCAUCAAGAAACAGGUCUGGGACGAGACCUCGGCGAGAUGGGUCGUGAGCAUGACCCAGGAGCGCGGGCCCGGCCGCGAAGCGCAGGACAUCACCCUGCGCGCCCAGUUCGUCAUCCACGCCGCGGGUCCCUUCUCGACGCCUCACAUCCCCAAGCUCCCGGGCCUCGACAAAUUCCGCCAGAGCAAGCCCAUCGUGCACUCGGCCCGUUGGGACUGGGGGCUCGUCGGGGGCUCGCAGGAGCAGCCUGACAUGGUCAAGUUGCGCGACAAGCGGGUCGCCGUCAUUGGAACCGGCGCGACGGCUGUGCAGAUCAUCCCCGAGGUGGCCAAGUGGGCUAAGCAUUUAUACGUGGUUCAACGCACGCCGUCGUAUAUAGGGCCCCGUGGCCAGACGGAGACAACCGACGACACGUGGUCCAAGGUGGCCACGGGCAAGGGAUGGCAGAGAGACCGCAUGGACCACUUCGACUCGUUUGUGUCCAACGUCCCGGACCCUAUCGAUCAUAUCAAGGACGGUUGGACUGAGACGCGAACUUUCUCCGGAAUCUCCGGAGGAGGCGGAAAGAUAAUCAAGCCGCAGGAUGUAGAAAAACACCACGCAGCCAUCAAGGUCCGCGACAAAUCCGUCGCCGAGAAGCUUAAGCCCUGGUACGGUGGCUGGUGCAAGCGGCCAGCAUUCCACGACGAAUACCUCGACAUCUUCAACCGCGAGAACGUCACGCUAGUUGACACCGACGGCAAGGGCAUCGAAAGCUACUCUGAGAAAGGUCUCGUGGCCAACGGCAAGGAGUACGAGGUCGACCUCAUCGUGUUCGCCACGGGCUUCACGAUCGCAGGACACAAAGGCGGCUGCCCGUCGCAGCAGACACGGGUCCCAAUCAUCGGGCGUGAUGGGCGCAACUUGGAGGAUAAGUGGAUGGGGCCCGACUUUGGCACUCUUUUCGGUUCGGCGACCAACGGCUUUCCGAACUACUUCUUUCCCGGCCCAAUCAAUGCCGGCGCCACUCCUAACAUCACUUCUACGGCCGACCUGACCGCGAGAGUCGUCGCGCACAUUAUCACCAAGGCACGCGAGGAAGCCCUCGUUGCGGACCGGGUUGUGGUGGAGGCAAACCUCUCCGCCGAGGCCAUGUGGACCGACGAGGUCAAACGCAGGGCGCUCUAUUUCAGCGUCAUGCCGACCUGCACCCCGUCAUAUUUCAAUGCAGAGCGCAAGGAUGCGUUCGAAGAAAAGUCUCCCGAGCAGAUUGAGGCCCAGAUGAAGCGCAUGCCAUGGGGGACUGGUCCCCUCGACUACAAGGCUCGGGUGCUUUCCUGGAUGCAAUUCGGCUCACUAGAUGGAUUCAGUGUCCGCAAUUAG
Molecule: messenger RNA, 1749 nt
Organism: Diaporthe citri
Lineage: Eukaryota; Fungi; Ascomycota; Sordariomycetes; Diaporthales; Diaporthaceae
Exons: 6
Coding region: 1-1749 (582 amino acids)
Molecular function (GO): oxidoreductase activity
Source: RefSeq, a predicted model, not a curated record